CCCAACACCACCAAACUUUGGAAAGAUUAAUAUUUUACAACUCUAAAUUUUUGAGAUAAACUACAUACCAAGGGCAAAAGAAAACGCUAAGAGCAUAUUAGUUUUGUUUAGACAAGAUCAUAAACGAGUCCGAAAUAGUACCUUAAUACUUCCCCGUGUCGAAAUGCGACCCUCAUUACUCCCUCAAAGACCUUUGCGCCGCGUUUGCGAUGCCUGCAAGCAGCAGCGUCGCCAUGCGACUUCGACGACUAUCGCCAACGCCGCGCCUACCAGCUCUCUCGUGCAGCGCAAAAGUCUUUAUUCUCGCGAAUCCACAUUUCUAAGACCAACCCCGCAAAGAGCGCAUAUCAGCGCCAACACCGGUCCAAGCUUUCACACGAGACGGCACAUCGCAAGCAGCAGCAGCAGCGCGCAAGGAACAGCAGCGGCGACAACAACCACGGAACAAGGAAAAGAGCACGAGCAAGAACAACACACGCACGAGCACGCCAAAAUAGAACAGCAAACCGGCAGCAAGCCCAUAUCGCACUACGAUCUCUUCCCGCAGACCCUGCCCCGAGGCCCCCCGCCCUCCGGCCCCUUCGCCAUCGACGUCCGCGCGCUGCGGCGCGAGUUCCUCACCCUGCAAGCUUCCGCGCACCCGGACCUCGCGCCGCACGGCGCGUCCUCGAAGCGGCGGGCGGAAGCGGCGUCGGCGCGGAUCAACGAGGCGUACCGGACGCUGGCGGACCCGCUGGCGCGCGCGCAGUACCUUUUGCGGGAGAAAUGGGGGGUGGACGCGGCGGGGGAAGAGACGGCGCGCGUGGAGGACCCGGAGCUGCUGAUGCUGGUGCUGGAGACGCGGGAGAUGAUCGAAGAUGCGGGCGCGGAGGAGGAGCUCGAGCCGCUUGCGCGGGAGAACGAGGGCAGGAUACGGGAGAGCGAGGAGCGGCUCGCGAGGGCGUUUGAGCGGGACGAUAGGGAGGGGGCGAGGAGGGAGGUUACGAGGUUGAGGUAUUGGGUUAAUAUCCGGGAUGCGAUUCGGGAUUGGGAGGAGGGGAAGCCGGUUGUUCUGCAGCAUUAGGAGGGUUGGGUUGGGUUGGGCCUGGGUAUCGAAGAUAGGUACCUAGUGAACGAGCUGAGGAGGGCGGCGGGUGUGAAGGGGACGAUAUUGAGGUUUGAGGUGUUGAGAAGGGAUAGGUCAGGUCGAUUACUGCGAGAGAGCGAUGUGCUAUACGGUAUAGAGGCCAUAAAACUGCUGGUCUAGAGUGGGCGUUUACGUUUUUGAUAGACUUGGCAUUUAGUUAUGCUAUUGAAGUCGGUCGUGGAAAGGAAGCUUCUCUCACCAAAUUCUAUUACCCGUAUCUACUAAUAAGACCAAACCAAACCCGUUUACCGAAAUUUGAGGUACACCUACCCAGUCUUCCAAAACGCCAAUACUUCCUAAUUCCAAAGAUAGAGAAGGCCUCUAUUUCUUCCCCUUCAAGAAGGCUCUGCUAUGAUGUGGUAUACUUGGUUGUACUAUUUAAUUUGAUGUGUUGAUUCCAACAGCACAAUGAUACAAUUCUGACAUAUCUCUGCGGAGGAUAUACAAUACCUAUAACUUACCAAUCUUAUGCGGAC
Molecule: messenger RNA, 1602 nt
Organism: Daldinia caldariorum
Lineage: Eukaryota; Fungi; Ascomycota; Sordariomycetes; Xylariales; Hypoxylaceae
Product: Co-chaperone Hsc20
Exons: 1
Coding region: 164-1063 (299 amino acids)
Biological process (GO): [2Fe-2S] cluster assembly; protein complex oligomerization
Cellular component (GO): mitochondrion
Molecular function (GO): protein-folding chaperone binding; ATPase activator activity
Source: RefSeq, a predicted model, not a curated record